AUGAACGACGAUUCAGUUGAGGUUGUUGAUAUCGGCUUGGCUGAUCUUUCUUGGGCGGAAUUUAUAAAGUCUCGUGCUUUAUACAGUUUAACAAAUUCCAGCACAACAUGUCGUCUUGAGUUUUUGAACCAUUCUUUAUUACCUCGAAUUAAGGCUGAAAAACUAUCAGAUAAAACACUUGGAAGCCUACUUUACCUAAUUUUCCUUACUUAUUCAAGAUAUAAUGAUAGGCCUUCGCGUAUUGCAAUGUUAAAUGUGUUAAAAGAGCUUAAUAAUUGGAACUCUGACCAAUUCUUAAAGUCAUUUGUUCCAUUGGUCAUAAAGGAAACUGAUAGACUGAAUCAAAAGAGUCCUGACGGUACCACUUAUACGACAUCCUCUUCUAAUCGAUUUGUUCUUCUCACGUGGAUCAAUUUAUUGAUCUCAUUUGCUAUAUCAAAAAAAUCUCCGGAGGAUUCACCUUAUUGGAAGAACUUAGUAGACGCUCAGGCAAUACUGCUGCAUUCAUUAAUCAGCGAAAAUGAGAAAAGAAAAAAUAUAAAACGUAGCGCAUUAUUCGACGUUAGGCGAUCCAUUCGCAAGAGUCCAUUUGAUAUUCCCUCAUACAUUUCUUAUUUAAUAUCUAAUGCGAAAACAUGUAACCCUAUUUAUAAGAAUGCUGUUUUACUAGGAACUGUUAUUGAUUGCUCUUUGAGACUCCGAAAGAGUAUCGGUAAAUCUUACGUUGAGAAUGCAAAGGACGAAAUAAUACAAUAUUAUAUCACGGCUAUUGCUUCUUCGAAGACCCCAGUACCAAAGAUUUCCGCGGAUGCAUUACAUGACUUCAUGAACGUUGUAGUCACUGAAGAGGAUUUUCGGAUUAAACUAACACCAGUUUUAGAGAAACAGCUUUUGAGGGCGCCAGAAAUCGUAUUGAAUGUAUUAAUAAGUCUAUUUAAAUCGGUUUCUUUUGAUGUGUCAAAUGUUUUUAAGAACAACUUUCUGCAAUCUUUGCUUAGUCACGUUCGAUCGACUAAUAAGGUAAUACAAAUGGAUGCCGCGGAAUUGUUAAAUAUUUUAUUCGAAAAAAGUUUGAAUGAGGAAGUAGUUAUAGAGGUUGUCAAUUAUAUCCUAAAAACGCUAACAGGAGGAAAGGUGUCUAACCCAGAGCAUCGUAUUAUCUUAUUACAAUCUCUCGCUCAUGUUCAUCAAUCACCUAAUGUUGUCAAAACCGUAAUUGAUGGGCUCUUUCCUAUCGUUUCAAAAGAAAGUAAUGAAACUUCUUUAGCUUUAGCUAAAGCGAUUGAUACUUUAGGAUUACAUGUUGGAUAUUUAAUAAGAUCUGAGCAAGAUAUUUCAUUUGUAGAAAAGAUCAUUAAGGCUAUUGUAGAUGGAUUGUCUAAUACAAAGGCUGGCGCGAGAAAAGCUUGGGCGAUUAUAAUUGGUCGAAUUGUUUGGGAGGAAACAAUAUCCCCUUCCACUUCAUUGAAAAAUGCUACGCAAAAGUUUCUCACCCCACUUAUAUCAACAUUGGAAAAGAUCCAAUUAAAUCCUCUCGUUUUCACGGGAGGUCCAAUUGAGGGAUAUAUUACUAUUGCAAUUGCAAUUGGUAGAUGCAAAAAUUGGGAUGACGAUACAUUAAAUAACUUAAUCGGAGAAAAAAAACUUACGCAAAAUGUUUUAGUAAUUUCACCGAAGCCUUCUUUUUUAUUUUGGGAUAAAGUCUACUCCAAAUUGAGUACUUAUGAAGAGGGAUUUUGGUUUAUUCGUGCUCUUGAAGGAGUUUUACUUGAUAAAAAUGAAGUUAUGUUACAAAAUAACGACACACAAAUAUUUCUAUCUACGGCGUUUAUUUAUAUGAUAACGGCGUUUUCUAAUCAUCGAAUACGUCAUGAAGCAUAUGAUACUUUGAAAAGGUGUAUUCAAGGUAACGUCGAACCCGUAGGAGAAAUUUUUCGUAAAGGAUUGACACAAUGGGUUUUUAAUCUUGAGAAAAACGCUAAAGAUUCUACAGCAAUAUUGGCAUCUGGAUUUGCUCAUUCUGACCAUAUUGUAAAUGCGUACCGACUAUCACAAGUGCUCACGGCUAUCACUACUUUUUCUAAAGAGGAGAAUAAACAUGAAGUUGAAUCCUCACUUGUCGAAUUGAUUGUUCUGGCUCAUCAUCCAUUGAUUGUAUCACCUAAUAAUAAAUACAAUUGGAUUUCGUUAGUUCAAAGAGCUCAACUUGAUCCUGGAAAAUUAGUCGAAAAUUAUUCUGGUCGCCUUCGACAAAUAUCGAAAUAUUUCUAUAAGGCUGCAAUAUCAGCUAUUUCCACUAUUACUUUUAUUUCUCCAGAAACGAUAAUACCGUUAUUUUUGACACAAUGUCACAGAAAUUUGGAUGCCACAUUAUUUGAGAAUAUAGGAGAUAGGGAGAUUGAGAUUUGGAAAACUGAAGAAGGAACUUUAUUCAUUGAUGUUCUCAAACGUAAUAAGAAGACUCUUGUAGAGAAUCGUAAUCGAAAAGAUUAUAAAACAGAGAAAUGGGAACGUGAAUUACGUGAAUCAAUUGCCAAAAAGAAGGGCGAUUCUUCACGAACCAAACUUACAAAGGAGGAACAAUCCGCAGUAGACGCACAAUUAGCAAAAGAAUCCGAAAUACGUAAAAAUGUGGAACAAGUUCGCUUAACGUUAUUAAGAGGUUUAGAUAUCGUGGAUGCAUUAGUUGAAGGCAAUUCUGAAGCUAUAGAAAAACAUAUUGUGGAGUUUAUGAGGCUUUUAAAUAUUGUCGUGCAAAAAAGUGGUCCUUUGGUUGGUGAUAAAGCUGUCAACACGUAUUUGCGAAUUAAUAAGUGUACAUCAGAAAAAAUUGAAAGUAUUCGUGAUUUUAUCGGUUUAGCGACUCUUCGUGCCAUGGAUGUUCAAGAAAUUCCUGAUAGAUGGUUACAAGAACCAUUGGGUCAACUUGUUACGCGUGUUCUUUAUCGUCUGAGGUUUAUAAGUGAGCGUUCAUUAUUACCCCCUUCAUCGUUCGCAUAUUGCUUUCCAUUAAUUCAUCAAGUCAUUAAAAAAGGUGGUAUUGGGUAUGAAAGCACAGAAGAAAGGGAUGUUGAAUUAUUAAUGGAACAAAUUGCGCUUGGGUUAGAUGUUAUAUCUUUCCAUUCAGCAAUAGGGUCUUCACCUUUAUUGCCUCGAACAGAAAUGAUUAAGGUUCUACUACAAAUUAUUAAAGAGCAUCCUAAAUUGAAUAAAGUAGCAAGGACAGCUUUAGUAAAUUUAUGUGAAGCCAUCGGAGAAACUGCGGAAAGGAAGGAAAUAGAUACAUUACUUAAUGGACUAUUAUCAUCAGAAUCAUUUGUUCGUUAUGCCUGUUUACAAGCAUUAAAUUAUUUGGAUCUUACUGAAAUUGAUUUUGCUUGCGAAUUAUGGGUUUCGUGUUAUGAUGAGGAUGAAAAUAAUUCCAAAUUGGCAUUAAUUUUAUGGGAAGAUAAUGGAAUGGAUGUUGACCCAAAUUAUGCAUCGGAACUAUUGCCUUUAUUGAUUCAAGAUGAAAAGUAUGUUCAAAUAACCGCUUCUAAGGCAAUAGGUAAAGCUGCGACAUAUUUCCAAAAUUCAAUUGCAGACACACUAAAUUUAAUUUACAAUCUUUACAAAGAAAAGGCCAUUCCAAUAGAACCAGAAUAUGAUGAAUUUGCUAUGGUUAAACCAGAAUCUUUAAAUAAAAAAGAUCCUUGGGAAGCUCGUGUCGGAUUGGCACUUGCUCUUGGUGCUCUUGCACCAAAUAUGAAAUCAUCAGACUUAAUUCAGUUAUUUGAAUUCCUCAUCAAUAGUGAAGCCGUUGGUGAUGUUAAUGCACAAGUUCGACAAAGAAUGUUAGAGGCUGGAUUAGCCGUUAUUGAUGCACAUGGAGCUAAAAAUGUUACGUUGUUAAUGCCAGUGUUAGAAAAUUAUUUAGACAAACCUGAUUCUCCUACCGAAACACAUGAUCGCAUACGCGAAUCUGUUGUUAUCUGGUUUGGAGCUUUAGCUCGACAUUUAAAUCCUACUGAUACUAGGAUUCCAGUUGUAAUAUCUAAACUUCUUGAGACAUUAAAAACUCCUUCUGAAGCUGUUCAAACUGCAGUCGGUGAAUGUUUACCGCCACUUAUUAAAUCAAUGAAAGAUAAUGCACCAAACUUAAUCAAGGGACUACUGGAUCAGCUAUUCCAUUCUGAAAAAUAUGCAGAACGAAGAGGCGCUGCGUUUGGUUUAGCUGGUGUUGUUAAAGGCACGGGUAUUUCGGCUUUAAAAGAUUGUAAUGUUAUGACAUCAUUAAAAGAGGGAGUUGAUAACAAAAAAGACUAUAAAUGUCGACAAGGAGCUCUUUUUGCUUUCGAAACAUUAUCACAAGCUUUGGGACGCCUUUUUGAGCCUUAUAUUAUUCAGAUACUUCCUUUGCUAUUAGUUUGUUUUGGUGAUUCACAUCCUGAAGUUCGAGAAGCAACUUCGGAUGCUGCAAGAGUAAUCAUGAGCAAGAUUAGUGGACAUUGUGUUAAACUUAUUCUUCCUUCAUUAUUAGCAGGACUUGAUGAUCGUCAAUGGCGAACCAAGAAAGGUUCGGUUGAAUUAUUGGGUGCGAUGGCUUUCUGUGCUCCCAAACAACUUUCUAUCUCUCUUCCUGCAAUUGUUCCGCGGCUGACGAAUGUACUUACAGAUUCACAUACAAGUGUCCAAUCUGCUGCUAAUGAAUCAUUGUUACAUUUCGGAGAAGUUAUUAAUAACCCUGAAAUUCAAGCUUUGGUACCAACCUUACUUAAAGGUCUUAGUGACCCCGAUAAGCAUACUAAUGCCGCUUUAGAUUCGUUGUUAGAAACUGCUUUUGUACAUUAUAUUGAUGCACCAUCACUAGCAUUGGUGAUGCCAAUUCUUGAGCGUGGAUUAAGGGAGCGAGGAACAGAGAUCAAAAAAAAGUCUUCACAGAUCGUUGGUAAUAUGGCAUCUCUUACGGAUGUAAGAGACCUUGUCCCGUAUUUACCUAGACUAUUGCCUGGUCUCAAAGAAGUACUAGUUGAUCCUGUACCAGAUGCUCGUGCUACAUCCGCAAAAGCACUUGGUACUAUGGUUGAAAAACUUGGUGAAGACAAAUUUCCUAAUCUUGUCAAUGAACUUGUACACACUCUUAAAUCCGAUACAAGUGGUGUAGAUCGACAGGGUGCUGCUCAAGGACUUAGUGAAGUAUUGGCAGGAUUAGGACUUGAAAGACUUGAUGGACUUUUACCGGAAAUCGUUAAUAAUUCAAAUAGUUCAAAAUCUUAUGUUCGAGAAGGAUUUAUCUCGUUGCUUAUAUAUCUUCCCGCUACAUUUGGUCUUCGAUUUCAACCUUACCUUGGUCGAAUUAUUCCACCAAUUUUGUCUGGUCUGGCUGAUGAAUCUGAAUACGUGCGUGAUGCUUCACUUAGAGCAGGUCAAAUGAUUGUGGCAAAUUAUGCAACGAAAGCUGUGGAUCUUUUACUUCCUGAGUUAGAGAUAGGAUUAUUUGAUGAUAAUUGGAGAAUUAGGCAAAGCUCUGUCCAACUUAUGGGAGAUCUACUGUAUAGAAUUACAGGAAUCAGUGGUAAAACUGAAGUUGAUGAUGAUGAGGAGGAGAUGGGUGGUACUGAAGCCAGUAGAAAGGCCUUACUUCAAGUGCUUGGUAAGGAAAGGCGUGAUCGUGUUUUGGCUGCUCUUUAUAUUGUAAGACAAGAUGUUUCCGGUAUUGUUCGGCAGGCAUCAAUUCAUGUAUGGAAAGUCAUUGUUUCAAACACUCCUCGUACCAUUAAAGACAUACUUCCAAUUAUGAUGGGGAUGAUUAUUCGUAGUCUAGCAAGCCCUAGUUACGAACGACGUCAAGUAGCUGGUCGAACGCUUGGAGAACUUGUUCGCAAAUUAGGUGAAAGUGUUUUAUCUGAAAUCGUGCCAAUACUUAAAGAGGGCCUAGAAUCUCAAGAAUCAGACAUGAGACAGGGUGUUUGUAUUGGUUUAAGUGAAGUAAUGAGUACGGCAGGGAAAGUUCAAGUCAUUGAUUAUGUUGACUCGAUUAUUCCUGCUGUUAGAAAAGCUUUGGUUGACGAAUCAAGUGAUGUUCGCGAGGCUGCUGCUCAAGCUUUUGAUACUCUUCAGCAACAUGUAGGAGAUAAGGCAAUAGACGAAAUCCUUCCAACGCUUCUUAAUUCUCUACAAUCUGGAGAUGAUUCUGUAUACGCUCUAGAGGCUCUGAAAGAAAUCAUGGCUGUACGUGCUAAUUUAGUCUUCCCAGUUCUUAUACCUACUCUUAUACAAACACCAAUUACUUCGUUUAAUGCUCGAGCUCUUGCGUCAUUGGUAACGGUAGCCGGUCCUGCUCUUAAUAAACGUUUAACACAAAUAUUAAGCGCUCUUAUUGUAUCUUUGGGUACGGAAACUGAUGAACAUGUCAUAUUAGAGUUGCAAGAAACAGAAAAGGCAUUGAUACUUUCUAUUGAUAAUGCCGAAGGUCUUCAGACUUUAAUGACAAUGCUUUUUGAGGCAGUAAAAAGUGAUGAUCCUUCUCACCGAGCUGGCGCUUGUGAUAUUGUUACAAUCUUUUGUAAUGAAAGUAAAAUUGACUAUUCGAGAUAUGUAACUGAAUGGAUACGUGUACUAAUUUUACUUCUGGAUGAUCGACAACAAAAUGUAGUAAAGGCAGCAUGGAACGCUUUAACAGCUGUAAUCAAACCUUUAAAGAAAGAUGAAUUAGAGCAAAUGGUAAUUCCUACUCGUCGCUCGGUAAAAAGUGUUGGAGUACCUGAUGUGGACCUACCAGGGUUUUGUUUACCAAAGGGUAUUAGUCCUAUACUUCCGAUAUUUUUACAAGGUUUAAUGUAUGGUACUGUCGAAAUUCGCGAGCAAUCCGCUUUGGGUAUUGGAGAUCUUAUUCAGAGAACUUCGGCUGAAGCACUUCGGUCGUUUGUUACUCAAAUCACCGGACCUCUUAUUCGUAUAAUCGGUGACCGUUAUCCUCCCCAAGUGAAAGCCGCUAUACUUCACACACUAAGCCUUUUACUUAAUAAAGUUCCUGCUCAUCUUAAACCAUUCAUUCCUCAAUUACAACGUACUUUUAUUAAAUCUCUCUCUGACCCUUCAAGUGCUCUUGUCCGUUCAAGAGCGGCAUCAGCUCUUGGUAUUCUAAUUUCAUUGCAAACUAGGGUCGACCCCCUAAUUACUGAGUUGAUUACUGGGAUAAAAACUACUAGUGAACCUAAUGUUAAAGAGACAAUGUUAAGUGCUCUAGAGAGUGUAAUAAAUAAAGCUGGAGCUGGAAUGAACGAUUCUUCAAAGAAAAAUGUAAUUGGAGUUAUUGUGGAUGGUUUGAGUGAUGGUUCUGAUAAGAUGGUAAUUGGAGCAUCUCGUCUAUUUGGAAGUUUAUGCAAGCAUAUUGCUCCUCAAGAAGCUAUACCUAUCAUCUCAACUCACGUCUUAGGUUCUCCAUCACAAAGUUCAUUAAUGGCGAUAAAUGCGAUUCUAGCAGAAUCUUCAAGAAUGUUCUUUGAUAUGGGUAAUACACGAGAAAUUGUGGAAAUUAUCUCGAAAGGUUCUACUAGCAAUUUGCCUAAUAUUGCUGAUACAGCAAUAAUGGCGGCUGGUAAGAUGUUGCUUAUUGAUAUAUAUCACGAAGAAUCUGCUUGUCUUAUCGAAGCAUUAGCAACCAAUAUUCGUGAACCUGCUACUCUUUUGGGGGAGACAAAACGUUUGUCGUUAUCUGUCUUCCGAACGGUUGGAAAGAAGUACCCACAGAUUCUUAAGCCUCAUCUUUCAACAAUCAUACCACCUAUGAUGGCAUGUGCUCGUGAUCGAAUUUCGCCAGUAAAACUGGCAGCCGAACUUGCAUUAGUAUACGUAUUGCAACUCUUAGAAAGCGAGACAAUUCUAAAACAAUAUUUAUCAACAGUUGAUGAAACAACGGCGAAGUCUAUUACAGACUUCCAUAAACGCGUUCUAACAAAAAUAGUGAUGCAAGAACAACAGAAAAUUCAAGUCGAAAUAACAGAUGAUAUGGAUGAAGAAGAACAAGAAAUAUGGGCAGUUGGUAAUAUUGGUACUUUUGCUUCAAAUGUAACUCAAGAGUAG
Molecule: messenger RNA, 8064 nt
Organism: Funneliformis geosporum
Lineage: Eukaryota; Fungi; Glomeromycota; Glomeromycetes; Glomerales; Glomeraceae
Source: the annotation of a GenBank genome assembly